AGUCCCAUUUCCAUCCCAUUAAACCCUUUUCCCCCUAAACUCAUCCCCUCCCUCUUCUAACCGUUAUCUCUUCCUUCAGCCGCUGUUCUGACCAUCCUCGCUUUGGGAAUCAUUUCCACCACCCAGCCAGGAACCCUAAAUACCUCCGCUUUUCCGAAAUUAUAUCUCUUUCCACCUUCAAUCGCUUGUACGCCCUUCGCGUCGCCACCACAAGCCCUCUCGUGUCUCGUGACCGUUGUGAGAAUGCAGGGAAGCAGGUGAACCAACCGCCGAUUACCGACAAACAAAUAAUCCGCCUCCCCGCGUUCUCUUCACCAGCGUGAAUCUUCACGGGGGAGCACUGCCAUCUGAUCUUUGCUUCUCCGAUCCAGUUUCUCACGGCCAGAUGAGGUUCACAAUUGCAACUGGAGUAUUAUUCGGACUAUUGCAAAGCCCGAUCUAAGGAUCUGCGAUGACCGUGUGGUUCAUGGCGAUUGAAGAGGUUAUCGCUUCCAAACUCGUAAAGCGCUCUACUUAAAGCCUCUACUUAGCCUCUGUUUGGAUCGGUGAAUUUGGAGGGGAAAGGGAGGAGAGAGGGACAAAUGUCUCGAUGGUAACAGGAAAUGUAGGAACAAUGAAGAUUAAAAUUGGAAUAUCGACUCUAACUAGGGAAAAAUAGGAAAGCUAUGGUCCUGCUGUGAUUACAUCUUCCCCUGAAUUUUGCUUUUGUGACUUCAUCUGGCUGCAAUUUUCAGGUAAACUCUUUCUUCAUUUUUUUUUCUUUCGUUUUGAUUCGACGAUCUCCUCUUCUUCUUCCUCCCAUCUUUUCUUCUUCCUCCGUUCCCCACUAGAAUCAUUGUUCAAAUAUAUAUGACUUGAAUACAAAAUGCCCCCAAGUUUGUACCAGACCGCGAAAUGUGAUGUUUUCGUUGUUCUUUUUAUUUUUUUUUCGCUAUUCUUUUUUCGUUUUUUUAUCGGUUUAGAGAGGAAACAUUCAUAGGAUUGUCAUGAAUACCAGAAAUUUUAUUCAUUGUUUUGCUGUUCUUUGUCACAAGUAGCUGAAAUUUUAUUCAUCCCCUUGCCGUUCUUUUUCUUCUUGUUUCCUUAGAGAAACAGACGACAAGAGAUGAGUCAAAGAGGGAACAAAUGGCCUUGGUUCUAAGAUUUGUUGAUAAGAAAGGAUUUUUGAAAGAGCACUUCUUUGGUGUUGUUCAUGUGGUAGAUACAUCAGUUAAAAGUAAAACUUUGAAAGAUGCUAUUGUUUCUUUACUUUCUCAUUAUGAUCUUGACAUUCAAAAUAUUCAUGGUCAAGGAUAUGACGGUGUAAGUAACAUGAGAGGUGAGUUUAAUGAACUUCUAACUUUGAUUAGCAAAGAAUGCCUUUAUCUUACUACAUUCACUACUUAGCUCAUUGUUUGCAAUUAACUUUAGUUGCAUCAUCGAAAGAGGUCAUUCCUAUGUAUAAUUUUUUUUUUUCAAACUUGACAUACAUUGUCAAUAUUGUUGUAGCGUUUUUUAAGCAUAAUAAUGAAUUGAAAUCUAUUUA
This is a messenger RNA of Rubroshorea leprosula, 1525 nucleotides long. Lineage: Eukaryota; Viridiplantae; Streptophyta; Magnoliopsida; Malvales; Dipterocarpaceae. The record is from the annotation of a GenBank genome assembly.